AUGGACCCAAAACCCAUUUUGUACUGGGCGGCAGAAGGGACCCCAAGCGAAUUCGAAUAUCAGGUCAAACAGUUGGAAAAACGAAGAUUGAAAAAUGGGAAUUCACCGAAUCAAUCGAUAAAAAUCGAUGAAUUAUGGGACACCAAAGAUGAAAAAGGACGAAAUGUCCUUUUUCAUGCAGCCAUUACGGAUAAUGUCAAGAAUUUCAUGUUUAUCAUGAAGUUGGUGGUCAAAGAAAUCCUGCUAAUGUACGAAAGAUAUGAAGAGGAAUUUGGAGAAAAAGGAAAAGCCAAUGAGCUAAUUCUAGCCAAAGAUUCAGAUUUGGUGACUCCAUUUCACAUAGCUGCCACUAAACAGGAUAAUAGGAUUUUGAAAAUGUUCAUGGAAAGCCUGAAGUAUUUUCCUCAACUAUCGGAUUUUUACAAAAUUGUGCAGGAUAAACGAGGAAGAACUCCACUUCAUUAUGCAGCGUGUAAAGUGAAUUUGGAGGGAUGUCGUAUUCUGUUAGACCCAAACAAUCCUCUGUUUUCUGUGGACCAACGUGACAAAACCGGAGUGAUUCCCUUGAUGUGUGCAGUUGGUGUCAAUCUCCCCCAGGCGCUGCCAGUCAUAAGACUUCUUAAUUUAAAGAAGCCAAUAUCGAAAACUCGUCAGAAUAAAGAUGGAAUGACUGCACUACAUAUAGCAGUGGCUGCAAGAAAUUAUGAGGCUGUACAGUUGUUGAUCGAGCUGGAAUGUUCUGUGGACUUGGUGGAUAAUGAGCAACGAACGCCAUUGCAUUAUGCCGCUGAGCAUGGAUAUCCCGAGAUUGUCAAGUUUUUGUUGAGACAAGGUGCCCGAAACUCGACCCGCGACAACAUCGGCGCCACGCCAGCCCACUACGCCGCUCAAUUCUCUGUAGAAUGUUUGAAGAUAAUUUUCGAAGAAUCUCGAAUCACAGAAGUCAAUGAUAACGAGAACAGGAGCUGCCUGAUGUGGGCGGUAUGUGCGGGGAACAUCGAUGUGAUCAAUUAUUUGAUUCAACGAGAGGAUGCACCAAAAAGAGCCGAUCGGGAUAAGCAUGGGUAUACUGCUUUGCAUUUGGCAGCGAUGGUGGGAAAUGAGAAGAUUUGCACGAUUUUGACUAAUCAGGGUUGGUCCCUAUCCGAACGAGACAACCACUCGAACACUGCCCUCCACCUAGCUGCUGGUCGUGGUCACACUGACGUCCUUCGCUGCCUACUAUCUUCUGGAGCAGCUAUGAACGAAGAGGAUGAAAUCGGAAGAACGCCAAUGUUUUGGGCUUGUAUGGGUGGACAGAGUCACACUUUGCAUUGUAUGAUUAAGGAAUUGGGAUUUGAAUGGAGGUCACCAGGAAAAACAGGCGCGCGUCCAAAAACUGAUAACUUUGGAAGGACUGCACUGCAUGCAGCUGCAAAUGCAGGAUCAUCGGCGUGUAUUAAUGUGCUUUUGAAUAUCGAACAGGAAGACUACGUGCUCUCCUCUCCACUAGUCAGUUGCCUAGAUAUCAAUGGCGAAACAGCACUUCAUGAAGCCUGUCUCGCUGGAAAAUUCGAUUGUGUUUUAUCUCUUAUCAAGGCAAGAAGUGCAGCUAACGCAUUCGGACGACUCGGAAGAACUCCAUUAGAUUGUGCCGAGAAAUAUGAGCAAGGUCCGCAGAGCAUGCUCAUUAUUGACUAUUUGAAAUCGGAGGAAUCCGAUCCUCCAGUUUACUAUUGCCCCAACAAGGCGUGCUACCAAAUCAUGCCAAUCCCAAAAACUUGGCUCGACGCCAGAGUUUCGUGCUCAAAAAAUUCCAACUCCAGUUUGAUCAGUAUGAAAAGUAAUGAUACUAAAAAUGUGCAGAAAUUGAUGACCAAAUUCAAUUUGACUCGUAUAUGGUCAUCAUAUCGGCUCGUUGUUACAGCUAGAUGCAUGUAUGUUUUUGGAUGGAUCAAAUCUGAAUUGGGUGAGCACAAGUUGUUUGGAUAA
Molecule: messenger RNA, 1971 nt
Organism: Caenorhabditis briggsae
Lineage: Eukaryota; Metazoa; Nematoda; Chromadorea; Rhabditida; Rhabditidae
Gene: Cbr-mlt-4
Product: Protein CBR-MLT-4
Exons: 10
Coding region: 1-1971 (656 amino acids)
Molecular function (GO): protein binding
Source: RefSeq, a predicted model, not a curated record